AUGGAAAAAUUAAAAAAGACGCCUCAACUUUCAAAUGCCAGUCCUGGAGCAUAUACCAAGAAUGGUGAUGAAAAUUUCCAGAGGAAAACUACCAAACCUGUCGACCAUUGGGCUUUUUUGGAUGAAAUCGAAGCGCCCACAUGGGUUGAUCUUGUUCUGGAAUGUGACUCAAAGUACCAGGACAAGGAUGAUGAGUGGUUUCACACGAGCCACCAGUUCCAUCAGUAUUCUUCCCGAGAGUUGAUUUCUGUAUUUUCUCAUUCUGGCGAGCGUUGUGCAAACUCAGACUUUGGCUUGCAGGGACCAUGUUCUCCAAAGCUUCCACCAUCAGUCUCAAGAUCAAGAGGUACUCAUUGCAAGAGCAUGGAAUUGGGACAGGGAAAGUGCAAGAUCACAUCAAAUAAGAUUCAUCUGGUUAAAAAUUUACGCAGCAAAUCUUCAUCUAUGAAUUCAAGAUCUGAUAAUGCUAUCAAAGGUAAACCGUCAGAUGGAAAACUAAAAGGGCACGUGAAUUCGAUGUCCAAUUUAGUUGGUGAAAGCUGCUUAACUGAAACUUCCGAACGAGCUGAUCGAGAACCAGUGACUGGUUUCUGUUAUCAAGAAACAUGUUCAAAGUCUUCAGCUUUUAGUCGAGGUGAAAACAAUUCAAUGAGCACUAUUACAUCUGAAUCUACGGAACAGCAAUCUAUGGAGGUAUGCAGCCAAAUAUUUGGCAACUCUAGUGGGUUAUUAUCAUCUCUUAGGGUGAGUCUUAGGAAAAGUUGUGUUACAAGACGAGCAUUAAGGGUGGAGGUUAAGAAUCAGAUGCAAUCAGAAGGUCAAACAUCUUCUUCAAGUAAAUCCAGUGUUGGGUCCUCUUCAAAUCCUAGUUCUGAUAGGAAGAACCUGACAGUAAGACAGAACAAAGAAAAGACGCCAGAUAGUCAAAAUGUUAUGAGAAUGUCUCAAGCUCCAACUUACAAACUGAAUAGAUCAUAUGUAUCCAGGGCACCAUACAUUCAAGCUCGGGAUAUGAUUUGUAAGUCUAACCGGGACAUCAAACAGGAAGCUACAAAAGCAAAGGUUUUGGUUCCUCAUUUAGUCAAUGAACGAGCUCCUCUAUCUAUGGCUAAAAUAUCUAAAAAGUCAGUACGAGCUGAUCAUUGCGAUAAAACUAAUGGUGGUGGUAAAGAGAAUGUGACUGGAAGUCUACGUUUGGGUAUGAAAUCAAGCAGAAGAGAGAACAGAGCUGAACGUGCCAUGCCAGAUCAAAAAGUAAUGACAACGAGACAACAACAGAAAAGUGAUGGAAAAAACUUGGUUGGCCUGAAGGAAAAGAGCAAUGAUCCACGUAAAGUGAAAAAAUCUGCAAAUAUGGUUAAGAAGGCUUAUUUCCGCUAG
This is a messenger RNA of Fraxinus pennsylvanica, 1380 nucleotides long. The record is from the annotation of a GenBank genome assembly. Lineage: Eukaryota; Viridiplantae; Streptophyta; Magnoliopsida; Lamiales; Oleaceae.